AUAUUGUAACAUCUAAUAACACAACACUCGUUAUGGUGUUUGGUAUUGACGUGAUGUUUUGUAUUGACGUUGAACAAUAACGGUGGGUAUUUGAAGGCUUAGGCUAUAUAUUCAAUGCAGUUAUUUUUCCUUUUCUCUUCAGUAUUUUUGUUCAAGGUGUACCAUAAUAAAUAAGGUACUACUAGUAAAUAACCCUAUCCUCUACAAUGAGGAUAAGAAGAGUUGUGAAGACGGUGUUGAGUGUGGAGCAGGUAGAAGGUGUGGGAGCCCAUGUCCGCAGAAGCAUAGGAAGAAAGGAGCUGAUUAACCUGGAUCCUUUCUUGAUGUUGGAUGAGUUCAAAGUCAAAAAGCCAUCUGGCUUCCCCGAUCACCCCCACAGAGGCUUUGAGACCGUGACCUACGUUUUGAAAGGCGUUUCAGCCCAUGAGGAUUUCUGUGGCCACUCUGGACUACUGAAACCAGGGGACUUACAGUGGAUGACGGCAGGCCGAGGGGUGGUCCAUGCAGAGAUGCCCGUGUCUGAGGAGCCCGUCCAGGGCCUGCAGCUGUGGGUCAACCUGAGGAGGGAGGACAAGAUGGUGGAGCCCCAGUACCAGGAGCUGAAGGACAGCCAGGUCCCCAAGCCCAGCAGGGAGGGGGUCACUGUGGCCGUCAUCUCUGGACAGGCCCUGGGGGUACAGUCCAAAAUCUUCACCAGGACUCCAACACUGUAUCUGGACUUCAAGCUGGAUGGAGGAGCCAAGCAUGUACAACCAGUUCCUUCAGGAUGGACCUCGUUUAUCUACACACUGGCAGGAUCUGUCUGUGUUGGGCCAGAUGCAGAGCAGCAGAAAGCGGAGCCACAUCACACCAUCGUGUUUGAUGAUGGAGACUGCAUAGCCGUAGAAAACAAGACAUCAGAGGUUUGCCAUUUUGUCUUGAUUGCGGGACAGCCGAUCAAUGAACCGGUGGUCCAACAUGGUCCGUUUGUGAUGAACACAGAAGAGGAGAUCAACCAGGCAGUCAGAGACUACAGGACAGGGACCAAUGGGUUCGAGAGGGCUACGGCUUGGAGGUCUAAGAUCAGGGAUUCCUUCUAAGAGUCGGCAGACAUCUUCUAAUCAUGUUAUAGGUCUUGUCUUGUUAUGGUCAUGUGACCCAAGUGUAUUUUAAUAAUGAACCAGCUUGAUGUGUGUUUGUCUCUUUUUAAAUCAUUAAGUUCUCAUUUUAUACAGAUUUUUUUUCUUCUCAAAUAGAUGUUUUGUUACUGUCCCUCCAAGCCAUUAAACUGACAUGUAAAUGA
Molecule: messenger RNA, 1282 nt
Organism: Oncorhynchus tshawytscha (Chinook salmon)
Lineage: Eukaryota; Metazoa; Chordata; Actinopteri; Salmoniformes; Salmonidae
Product: pirin-like
Biological process (GO): monocyte differentiation
Cellular component (GO): nucleus
Molecular function (GO): quercetin 2,3-dioxygenase activity
Source: RefSeq, a predicted model, not a curated record